Molecule: messenger RNA, 3782 nt
Organism: Staurois parvus
Lineage: Eukaryota; Metazoa; Chordata; Amphibia; Anura; Ranidae
Source: the annotation of a GenBank genome assembly
GUUUCUUCUCAGCACUGUGUCUGGUAUGGGGAAUGUGGGCAAGCAGAAGGAGAUAAGCGGUACAACUGUGAAUACCUCGGUCCUCCAAUACCCUUACCUGAAGCCGGUCAUGAAUUACUACAGCAACUGUGCCCAUCCCUGUACUAUGGAAAUGUCAGCGUGUGCUGUGAUGUACAGCAGCUCAAUACGCUAAACAAAAACUUACAGCUUCCUCUGCAGUUCCUGUCAAGGUGUCCUUCCUGCUUUUAUAAUUUGAUGACUUUAUUCUGUGAGCUGACCUGCAGUCCUCGCCAGUCAGAAUUUCUGAAUGUUACAGGGACCAUAGAUUACAUCGGCUCAGAUCUAUCCAAAGGAAACAAAAGCAUCAUUACCAUGGAUUACUACAUUGGGCAAAGUUUUGCAAAUGCAAUGUACAAUGCCUGCAAGGACGUAGAAGCCCCAUCCAGUAAUGUUAAAGCUUUGAGUUUGAUGUGUGGAAGAGAAGCUAAAGACUGCACUGCAACCAACUGGAUCCAAUACAUGUUCAACAAGGAUAACGGGCAAAUUCCUUUCACCAUCACACCUUAUUUUUCAGAUGAGCCUUUGCACCACAUGAUUCCAAUGAACAACGCUACAAAGGGAUGCAAUGAGUCUGUGGAUGAAGAAGGUGCCCCAUGUAGUUGUCAAGACUGUACUCUGGUCUGUGGCAGUAGACCAGUACCUCCACCUCCUCCAGUUCCCUGGCUUAUCUUUGGCUUCGAUGCUAUGGUUAUGAUCAUGUGGAUAGCCUAUGCUGCAUUUUUACUUCUCUUCUGCUCGGCUGUCAUUGGAGCUUGGUGUUACAGAAAAAAGAAGAUUGUUUCAGAAUAUACUCCGAUUGACAGCACCUUGGCAUACUCUGUGAAUUUCCAUACUGCAUCAGGCAAUCCCUCUUGCUGUGACCGAAUCGGGGAGCGCCUGGAGAACUGUUUGAGGGUUGCUUUCACCAAAUGGGGUUCCUUCUGUGUCAGACACCCCUGGAUUGUCAUCUUCUUCUCUCUGGCUAUGAUUGCUGUGUGUUCCGCUGGGCUGAAAUUCAUGCGGGUUACUACUGACCCCGUUGAGCUGUGGUCUGACCCACAAAGUCAGGCACGCAAAGAGAAGAAUUACUUUGACACACACUUUGGGCCAUUCUUCCGCACAGAACAACUGAUCAUCACUGCGCCUUACAGCAAUGGAGAUAUCUACUCCCCAUAUCCAACAGGGGAUAAUGUGCCUUUUGGACCUCCUCUAACGUUUGAUAUUCUCUCUCUGGUCUUAGAACUACAAAAUGCUAUUGAGAAUAUAACUGCCAUGUACAAUAAUGAGACUGUGAUGCUAAAAGACAUCUGCCUGGCUCCUCUGGCACCAUACAAUAACAAUUGUACAAUCCUCAGUGUUCUGAACUACUUCCAGAACAGCUAUUCUGUCUUAAAUCACACCGUGAGGGAUGAAUUCUUUGUUCAUGCGGAUUACCACACUCACUUCUUAUACUGCGUACAGUCACCAGCUUCUCUGAAUGAUACCUCUGAACUUCAUGAUCCUUGCCUAGGCACUUUUGGUGGCCCAAUCUUCCCAUGGCUUGUUCUUGGAGGCUAUGAUGGAGAGAAUUAUAACAAUGCUACAGCACUUGUGAUCACCUUUCCUGUAAAUAACUUUUACAAUGACACUGAGAAGAUCAACAAGGCCAAGGCUUGGGAGAGCGAAUUUAUCAGAUUUGUGAAAAAUUACCACAACUCCAAUUUAUCCAUCUCAUUCUCUGCUGAGAGGAGUAUUGAAGAUGAGCUUAAUAGGGAAAGUAAAAGUGAUGUGACCACAGUCCUUGUCAGCUAUGCUCUGAUGUUUGUCUACAUCUCACUGGCCUUGGGCCACAUCAGCCAGUGUAACCGUAUCUUGGUGGACUCAAAGAUCUCACUUGGUGUUUCUGGUAUUCUUAUUGUGCUAAGCUCGGUCGUUUGCUCCCUGGGUAUCUUCAGCUAUGCUGGCAUUCCACUCACUCUUAUAGUUAUUGAAGUCAUCCCAUUCUUGGUUCUAGCAGUCGGAGUGGACAACAUAUAUAUCAUUGUGCAAACCUUGCAGAGAGAUGAACGCUUGCAGGGUGAGAAGCUUGAUGAGCAGAUUGGCAGAGUCCUGGGUGAUGUCGCCCCGAGCAUAUUCCUGUCAUCAUUCUCUGAAACUGUGGCUUUUUUCUUGGGAGCAAUGUCCAGUAUGCCAGCCGUACGUACCUUUUCACUCUUUGCUGGGAUGGCGGUUUUUGUGGAUUUUCUGCUUCAGAUCACCUGCUUUGUAAGCCUGCUGGGUUUGGAUAUCAGGCGUCAAGAGAAAAGCAGGCUGGAUAUCCUCUGUUGUGUCCCAGGGUGUAAGAAGAAUCGUAGUACAGACAAACCAAAGAGCUGGCUCUUCCUGUUCUUCAAGAGGAUCUAUGCCCCUCUGUUAAUGAAAGACUGGAUCCGGCCUAUAGUGAUGGCCAUCUUUGUGGGAAUGCUUUCCUUUAGCAUUGCUGUGGUCAAUAAAGUGGAGAUUGGUUUGGAUCAAACCCUGUCGAUGCCAGAUGACUCCUAUGUGCUGACCUACUUUGAAUCCCUGAAUAAAUACCUCCAUUCCGGUGCUCCAGUGUACUUUGUGGUGGAAGAAGGACAUAAUUAUAGAACAAUGGAAGGGCAGGCAAAGGUGUGUGGUGGAGCAGGGUGCAACAACAACUCGCUGGUUCAACAGAUUUACAAUGCUGCACAAAUUGACAACUACACAAAAAUAGGCUAUGCCCCUUCCUCAUGGCUGGAUGAUUACUUUGACUGGGUGAAGCCUCAGUCUACAUGUUGUCGUGUGUAUAACGAAACUGACAAGUUCUGCAAUGCUUCAGUUGUGGAUCCAUUCUGCCAUCGUUGUCGCAAUUUUACGGCAGAAGGUAAACGGAAGCCAGUGGGAGAGGAUUUCAUGAAGUUUCUGCCCAUGUUCCUCUCUGACAAUCCUAACCCGAAGUGUGGUAAAGGUGGACAUGCUGCAUACAGCACUGCCGUGGACCUAAUAUCCAAUAAUACAGAUGUGGGGGCCACUUACUUUAUGACUUACCAUACCAUCCUGCAUAACUCCUCAGACUAUAUCGAUGCCCUAAGAAAAGCACGAAUGAUAUCCAAGAAUAUCACUGACAGCAUUGAUGUCCCUGGCAAAAAUUACAGUGUCUUUGCUUACAGUGUUUUCUAUGUGUUCUAUGAACAGUAUUUAACUGUUGUGGAUGAUACAGUGUUCAAUCUUUGCCUGUCACUGGCUGCCAUAUUCUUUGUGACUGUCAUUCUGCUGGGCUUCGAGAUCUGGUCUGCUAUUCUGAUGUGCCUCACCAUCUCCAUGAUCCUUGUCAAUAUGUUUGGAGUCAUGUGGCUCUGGAACAUCAGUCUGAAUGCUGUAUCUCUGGUGAAUUUAGUCAUGUGUUGUGGUAUUUCUGUGGAGUUCUGCAGUCAUGUGACCAGAGCCUUCUCAGUCAGCACAAAGGGAAGCCGAGCUCAGCGUGCGCAGGACGCCUUGGCACACAUGGGUAGUUCGGUCUUCAGUGGAAUCACACUGACGAAAUUUGUGGGUAUUGGCGUCUUGGGCUUGUCCAAAUCUCGGAUAUUCAAGAUUUUCUACUUCAGGAUGUACUUAUCUAUGGUGCUUCUUGGAGCUGCUCAUGGCCUAAUAUUUCUGCCAGUCCUUCUUAGUUACAUUGGGCCACGAGUGAACAAAGCCAAGGUUCAAGCAGCACGGGAGAGAGAGUAAGGGGUACAGAAGAAGAAAGACUUCUUGGCCACUAG